Messenger RNA from Gasterosteus aculeatus aculeatus (three-spined stickleback), 4300 nucleotides. RefSeq names its product CAP-Gly domain-containing linker protein 4. Gene Ontology annotation, biological process: cytoplasmic microtubule organization. Gene Ontology annotation, cellular component: nucleus; microtubule plus-end; cell cortex. Gene Ontology annotation, molecular function: microtubule plus-end binding. The record is from RefSeq and is a predicted model, not a curated record. NCBI's taxonomy places the organism in Eukaryota, Metazoa, Chordata, Actinopteri, Perciformes, Gasterosteidae.
AGUUCCGCGCGACGCCUCACGUGUCGUGACGCGUAUCUCGUGCGGGUUAAAACGCGUGGCCUGGUUCUUGUGCUCGAUAACAUCCCGUUACCUCCGAGGAGCUACGAGGGCAUAUAGAGAGAAGCCUCCUAAUUAAUGUCACCUGGCAACUUUUCCCCUGAAAGCCCAGAAUUCGUGGUUGUAUUUGUACGUUGUGAGUCGCUGGGAUCCACGAAGCCUGCAUUGAACUAACGUUCACACCGCCGUGUACUCCAGCUCACACGUCUUUCCUUAACACACGCUAGCCGGUUUAACGGUACCGUCUGUUCUCUUAUCCCGGUAUGAAUAUUGACUGAAGCGAUUAAAUAAGUGUUUCAUAUUUAUUAAACAUUUAAUAUCGCUUCGGUGCCGACAAUCAUUGAGACGAGGAAGCGGUCGAAAGAGCAAAGUGAGCAGGACCUCCUUAAUAAUCAUUAGUUAGUUAGUUAGUUAACGCAAGCUUCAACCGAACUUAGGUCGAUACACGACAUGGUGACUAUUAAACUGCGAAACGACCUACUGACCAGUGGCGGGACAAUGUCUGCGGGUAUCUGAGAAAAACUGAGAAGCAGCGGGCCGCAUACAGGCCCCGAGGGGGAGAUGACAAAGGAGGAGGUUUCGGCGCCCGUUGAGGCGGACACCGUGCUGGGCUGGGCCUCUUUCCAUCAGCCAUCGGUCAUCCACCAGGUGGCCUCUGCCCCGAUGCCCAACGACUGUGAUUUCUCCUUCUUUGCCCCCAGCGAGCCACAGUGCAGGCAGCUUCUCGUAGACCCCAGCACCACCAUCCCAGAGCUGUUCGCUGUGGUCAGGCAGUGGGUGCCCCAGGUUCAGAAGAACAUCGACCUCAUCGGCAACGAGAUCCUGAAGAGAGGCUGCGGUGUGAACGACCGAGAUGGUCUGACAGACAUGAGCCUCCUGCACUACUGCUGCAAGGCCGGGGCCCCCGGCAUCGGUGAUGCAGAGACGUCUGCCGGCUUUGCCCGCCAGCUCCUUGCCCUGGGUGCAGAUCCUAACCUGCGCUCGCGCUGGACCAACAUGAGGGCCAUGCACUACGCCGCGUACUUCGAUGUGCCCCAGCUCAUCCGCGUCGUCUUGCAGGCCUCGCAGCCUGGAGAGGUAGAUGCCACCUGCAGUGACUUUGACUUCGGCACCGCCCUGCACAUCGCUGCCUCCAACCUGUGCAUAUCAGCUGUCAAGUGUCUGCUGGAGCUGGGAGCCAACCCUGCUUUCAGGAAUGUGAAAGGGCAGUGCCCAGCAGACGUGGUGCCGGACCCUCUCGACAUGCCGUUGGAGAUGGCGGAUGCAGUUGCUGUGGCCAAAGAGCUCUGGACUUUGCUCAGCCAGGCUCUACCCAGACCCAGCUCUCCACCUCCGCUCACACUGCAAGCCCAGGUCCUUCCAGUUCUCUCCGACAGGGCCAGGAUACAGCUCGCCACCAUGGGAAUCCGCCUGGGGGGCCGCGUGAUGAUAGCUGGACAGAAGGUUGGAAGCCUGCGUUUCUGCGGCAGCACGGAGUUCUCCGGAGGCCUGUGGGCCGGAGUGGAGCUGGACAAACCGGAGGGAAAGAACGACGGCUCCGUAGCGGGGGUGCAGUAUUUCACCUGUCGACUCAAACAUGGAAUCUUUGCUCCCCUGUCUAAGAUAAGCAAACCUUUGGAAAGACUUAAAACCGGCACUCGAAAGACUUCGACACCGGUACGCCCCCCUCGUCGCAUCGACUUGUCCUGCGUCACCUCCAAGAUAAACACAGGCGUCCUCACCCGCUCGCUCUCCUCUUCGUCCUCUUCCCUGGACUCUCGCCACGCGCCGGGCGCCCGACCGCGGCCGCUGCCAGGGCAACGGCUUCCCGCCAGGCAGCGAAGAGAGCGCGCUCCUCUCAGUCACAGGUCUGCGCUGUCGCCGGGCCUUCGCCUCCCCCCCGAUGCCGCCGCAGGUAUUGAAAGCCGCGCCCCGGCGGCUCGUAGCUCUGUGUGCGGGGGCCCCGUGGUGCGCCUGGGGGAGAGGGUGCUGGUGGUGGGCCAGCGAAUGGGCGUAAUCAAGUUCUGUGGAAAGACCAGCUUUGCUCCAGGACUCUGGUUAGGGAUCGAACUGGACAAGCCCAGCGGCAAGAAUGACGGCUCAGUGGGAGGAGUGACGUAUUUCAGUUGCCCGCCUAAACACGGCGUCUUUGCUCCUCCGUCUCGUGUUCAGAGGAUCCACGGAUCAGUGGACUGCCUUUCAGAGCUCUCCUCCUCCCGCCUCAGUCAGCCUUUCAGCGAGACAAUCCGCCGCAGUUCAAGCACAUCGUCGGCUAUCGCCGCCCCGAAGGAGACGAGCAGACGUCCUGGUACCAGAAGUCGCUCCAAUCCUCCCCGUCGGCGGUGGAGCACGCUCAGCGGCGGAGUGGGCGGCGUUCCCAGGAGCGCAGCGGGCUGCGGGCCCUCUGACGGACAGGUGCGUCUGCACGUGGGCAUGCACGUCCUGCUCAGCAGCGCGAACGACAUGGCCGUCAUCCGCUACCUGGGCGCGGCGGACUUCGCCCCGGGCGUCUGGCUGGGCCUGGAGCUCCGAAGCCCCAAGGGCAAGAACGACGGCUCGGUGGGCGCCCGCCGUUACUUCACCUGCCAACCGGGCCACGGCGUGCUGGUACGCCCGAGCCGCGUCACCUACCGCGGCAUCAACGGCGCUCGCUUGGUGAAUGAAGGCAGCUGAGGGCUGCAGGAACGCGGGUGGGCGGGGCUCAGAGGGACAUUUGAGAUGUUUUGACUUCCUCUUUGUGUUCUAUUGUUUUAGGUUUAAGCUUCUCAUUCUUCUAUGCAUUUACUAUUACUGCUCAUUCCUAAAGUUGUUGUGAGUUACCGUAAUAUUUACAUCUAUUAAUGUUGGUUUCUUUAUUAUGUCCGAGGCCAUGAAAGCACUUUACUGAUUAAACUCAAAAUUCCUACUAAAACUUGUCUUGGCGGCAUAAAGGUGGGACAAAGUCUUACGCUGGAUGACGCUGCACUAGUUUAAAUGUGAUUGCACUAAACAUAUCAAUUAAUUUGAUGGAACUGGAUGUACGCACAUGAACUUUCUGAUACCCAAAGCUAAUUUUGAUCACAUCCAUUAGAUUUCUAUCAGAUAAUUUAGGUGGUAAUGUAGCCCACCCUCUAACCAAACGUGUGCAUGGGAUUGUGUGCUUGUGUGUAUUAAUUAAGAGCACUUUGAAACAAGAUAAAUGGACCAAUUCUUCCAGGGUCGGCGUUCGGCUCUCAGAUAAUUGGAGACGAGCGAAACUGUGCUUUCACUUUUAUGAAUGAGCGUGAAGUCAACACGAUUUAAUUAAGUGAAAAUCAAAUCAAGAUGUGUGUGUCGAGGGAAGUACUAUUUCUACGUACAUCGGAGCCCAUUGACUCACCGCAAACAGUCCAGUCAUACCGUCUGCUGCAUCCCGGGCUGAGCGCCACCCAAAACAAACGGCACCGCUUUAAAGAAUCCUAUCCGCCCCCCUUACAGUAGCGUUUGUUAGAUACGGCGUCUCAGAGCUCACAUUGGCGCUACCCAAUUGUGAACCUGACUUGUUUCUGACCGCGUCAGACCCGGCAGAGCUGAUCAUCACAGGAUGGCACCGCUCCGUUAGUUGACCACAGUUCACAGCACUGGUGAUUGUAGUUGAGGUAGCUUGACAGAGGAAAUAUGCCGUCAUCCAGGAGUUUCAAGGGUCUAGUUUGCGAUGUGAUUAAAUCCAUCCGGGCACUGCAGGGAGUCGGCCAUCGAUCUUGCAUGUGGAAAAACCAACGCGCUGUUCAGCAAAACACUCAUGUAGCAACCAAUUAAGGCGUGUCGGCCACAACAAGAGGUCUGGAAUCUCCAAUGGCCUCCUCAUUGAUCCGUCCGCUCGGGCCCCGCUGUGAUUAAAAGGCGGCGGUGGUCAGAGCCCAAGGUUGUCUGGAAUAGCAGCCGCACGUCUAAUAGAGGAAAUGACUGCAGUCUUUCUGAAUCCCAUCAGAAAACAUUUUAAACACUUCCUUCAGUCCUUUGUGAACAUUACUGCGGCGGUUUUUGCCGUUCAUCUCAGAAUAAACUUCUUCUGGUGUCUCUGCAAUCCCAACUAGUACAGGAUGGCUGAUUUCUGAUCCCGCUGAGGCGUAUGAAAUUCUUUAGUGGGGGUGUUCUUGUGGGUAAUAGAUUUUUUUUUUUCUUCAUAUAAUCCCUGAACUGUAUAUCUGCAGUGUGAGUGGGUGAAAGUCUGAUGCAUUUACGUGCUCUGUAAUACAUUUGUUUAAAAAAAAAAAUGCAAAUAAAAGCUUGUAUUCUGAUUUGA